AACACCCUUCGCACAUUUCCCAACUCCCGUACGGUGUCGCCCGAAUUCAAUUGCCAACAAUUCCAAUCCUUUCUGACAUCUGGCAAUUGAAACCUUCCACGGUUGCCGCCAAAUAAUCAUGGCUUUCCGACUUUUUACCCAGCCGCGGCUCCUCUCCCUUUCGCCAUUCAGCUCGCUCAUCGGACGAGGACCAGCUGCGGCAGCGCAGCGAGCGCUCCCUUCUCCUUCUGUUACUUGUUCCUUUUCGACCAGCAAUUCUCUCUUCGCCACAUACAACCAAGUUCUCCGAGGAUGUCGUGUUGCGCAGCGCGCCCGCAAGCCCGUCUCUCCCGCGCUCGUCGACCGACCUGAAAUGAAGGGCGUGUGUCUCAAAGUCGGCAUUACCAAGCCCAAGAAGCCCAAUUCGGCUGAGCGAAAAACCGCAAGAGUCCGAUUGUCCAGUGGAAGAGUCGUGACGUGCUAUAUUCCCGGAGAAGGCCACAACGUCCAGCAGCACUCCGUCGUUCUUGUCCGAGGCGGUCGUAGCCAGGACUGUCCCGGUGUGCGAUACCAUCUUGUCCGUGGCGCCAUGGAUCUUGGUGGCGUUGGCAACCGUAUGACCAGUCGAUCAAAAUACGGAACGAAGAAGCCCAAGUCUUCUUAAGCGCCUCCAGCCACAAGAUCCUCAUCUCGACAUACCUGUAUCAAUUUUUCGCUUCGUGAAUUUUGUCGUACAUAGCAGCAUUUCUCUUUAAUUUUUGGGGCAUUUUAUACCGGACGCUCGACCAUGACGACAGCAGUCGCAUGAUUACAAAAACCACCUUUGUUAUUUCAUGGCGAGACAUGGGCAUAUGGCGUUGUUAUGGAUUCACGUACUUUCUCAACUUGAUUUUCGCGUUGAAGACAAAUGGAAUAAGACUAGUUCACCUAACGAAUCCUACUCAUAGAUAGCCUCUCUUUCUGUUUGGAAAUAAAUGGCAUUUAUGGGUUACUAGAAAGCAUCAUUCUCCGGUAGC
Xylona heveae TC161 is the source of this 995-nucleotide messenger RNA. Its product is annotated as ribosomal protein S12. The record is from RefSeq and is a predicted model, not a curated record. Gene Ontology annotation, molecular function: structural constituent of ribosome. NCBI's taxonomy places the organism in Eukaryota, Fungi, Ascomycota, Xylonomycetes, Xylonales, Xylonaceae. The transcript is spliced from 3 exons. The coding region runs from base 119 to 643 and encodes 174 amino acids. Gene Ontology annotation, cellular component: small ribosomal subunit; ribosome. Gene Ontology annotation, biological process: translation.